CAGAUGCAGAGGCUGCAGGUCCUGGGGUCAAGCAGGAGAGGUCUGAAGGAGAGGAGGACCCACGGUACUGCAGAGAUAUCCAGACUGGAGUGGCUGGAGCUCCCCCUGUAGUCACGGAGGACCCCACCGCCACCCCAGCACCGCCCAGGACCCGACACAGCAUCACGGAGGUCAGUGGAACGCCGAACGCCGUCCUCAAGACAGAGACUAUAACGGGGCUGAGGCAACUGGGCUGUCCUCCUGCUCCCCGUUCAGAGUAUUUACUUUACAGUAGCCCGACGACGGUUCUGUCCCAUCUGGAUUUAGGUGACUCAUUACAGACUGGCAAUGAUCCGUCCUGUUCAUAUGCUACGGAGACAGAGAUGAUAGCUGCUGACAUGCCUGUGGGCUUAGAUACACAGACUAAUCCAAUGAGAGGGGACUGGAACCGGUACAGCAGUGGUGUAUACUCUGAAGGAUGCCUAGAUAAGAAAGGGGAGGGUCUGGUCGUAGAUGAGGUGACUGUGAAAGUGGAGGGCGAUGCUCCUUUGACAUGGAAUGUAGACAAGUCUAACUUAGGAGAAGGACACUCGCAGGUCAACACCAGUGACUUCUGGGAUUACAGGGAAAGUUUAGAGACAAAUACAAAUGUCGCAACCCACUCCCCUUUACACACGCUUAGGGAUCGCCACCCAGUGUCCACGACUAUGGCACCUUCCGAUUCACACGGCCGUGUCCUUUUUGAUCAGGUAUUGAACUCAAACGACAGGGCUAGAGCCCAGGCUCAGGGAGGGGGAGCCACGUCAGGCAAUAGUAAAGAGAAACGGUUCCUCUGCAUGUUCUGUAACAAAGGCUUCAGCUGCCUCCAGAAGGUGGAGAUCCACCAGAGAGUCCACACAGGGGAGAAACCCUACAGCUGUACCCAGUGUCACAUGCGCUUCGCCCAGGCUUGCAACCUAAAGAGGCACCAGAGGAUGCACAUGGGAGAGAGGCCGUUCACCUGUAUGCACUGUGGGAAGAGGUUCUCAGAGAGGAGCUACCUCAAGAUACACCAGCAGAAAAUGCACACGGCCCAUUCUGCAGUCUACGAGGACCUGCUGAUUUCCGGUGUUGCUGGCGGGAGAGACUGGAUCACUGAAGUGGCUGGUCAGAAACCCUGGCCCCGGAUCAGGACACUGGAUCAGGAGCCGUCAGCGGUUCCUUCUUGA
Messenger RNA from Coregonus clupeaformis (lake whitefish), 1187 nucleotides. RefSeq names its product oocyte zinc finger protein XlCOF20-like. NCBI's taxonomy places the organism in Eukaryota, Metazoa, Chordata, Actinopteri, Salmoniformes, Salmonidae. The record is from RefSeq and is a predicted model, not a curated record. Gene Ontology annotation, biological process: regulation of transcription by RNA polymerase II. Gene Ontology annotation, molecular function: DNA-binding transcription factor activity; RNA polymerase II cis-regulatory region sequence-specific DNA binding. The coding region runs from base 363 to 1187 and encodes 274 amino acids. The transcript has 3 exons.